UCGAGUGGUACCCACCUCCUUGCUCUGUUGUUCUUUGAUUCUUGCUCUUGUUUCUGAAGAUUUUUUUUUUGUUUUUUACCUUCUUCUUUAAUUCAUCAUAUAGACAAAUUAUUCUUGUUCUUUGCUUAUCUGAAUUCAUGUCUGCCAUUCUCAACAAAGCACACAUAAUCUGUAGUGAGCAUUUGCUUGACGUCCCUGCCUCCCUCAACAAACACAACAAAAAAUGGCAAUUGACCUUUAUCACCAUCUACUGCUCAAGGGCUCUGUUUUCUCUCGUCAAGAAUCAUGUUUCCAAAGAGAAAGCAAUCAAGGUUUCGCCCGUUCCUUCUCAUGUCGUUCUCACAAUUCCCACCGCAAACAGUUGUUUCAAAAUUAACGAGACCACUCUCACCGACAUUAUGAAGGAGAAAAAGCUUGGGAAGCUUCAGAUAAUUGGUGGGGUGAAUGGGGCGGCUUCUUCCCUUCAAACCAGCCUGGAUAGUGGAAUCAAAGGCGGUGCUGAGGACAUUGCUCGCCGACAGGAGGCAUUUGGUUCUAACACCUACAAAAAACCUCCAUCUAAGAGUAUCUUCCAUUUUAUGGUAGAAGCUUUCAAGGAUCUCACAAUUUUAAUCCUGCUCGGCUGUGCCGCGCUUUCUCUUGCUUUUGGCAUCAAGGAGAAUGGCUUGAAAGACGGUUGGUAUGACGGUGGGAGUAUUUUCGUGGCUGUUUUUCUGGUCAUUACCGUCUCCGCCAUCAGCAACUACAGACAGAACAGACAGUUUGAUAAAUUGUCUAAAGUCAGCAACAACAUCCAAAUUGAUGUCAUCAGAGCCGGCAGGCGGCAACAGAUUUCAAUAUUUGAUAUCGUGGUCGGAGAUAUUGUUUGCCUGAAAAUCGGAGAUCAAGUUCCAGCAGAUGGGUUGUUCUUGGAUGGACAUUCUCUGCAAAUAGACGGAUCCAGCAUGACAGGGGAGAGCGACCAUGUUGAGGUGAAUUCAAAGCCAAACCCAUUCUUGAUUUCUGGUACCAAGGUUGUUGAUGGGUAUGCUCGGAUGCUUGUCACUUCCGUUGGAAUGAACACGACUUGGGGCCAGAUGAUGAGCCAAUUGACAGGCGACAACAACGAGCAAACGCCGCUGCAGGUCCGGUUAAACAAGCUAACGUCCGCAAUAGGUAAGGUCGGUUUGGCAGUGGCUCUCUUGGUUCUUGUAGUGUUGUUGGUUCGUUACUUCACCGGAAAUACAAGGGAUGAGAAUGGAGGCACAGAGUUCAACGGUAGCAGCGCAAAAUCCAAUGAUAUAAUAAACACUGUGGUGGGGAUAGUUGCUGCUGUCGUUACCAUCGUCGUUGUUGCUACCGCAGAAGGGCUGCCGUUGGCUGUUACGCUGACUUUGGCUUAUUCAAUGAAGAGAAUGAUGGCGGACCAGGCGAUGGUCCGGAAGCUUUCUGCUUGUGAAACUAUGGGGUCUGCCACCACAAUUUGCACAAACAAAACGGGUACUCUUACACUUAAUCAGAUGAAGGUGACAAAGUUUUGGCUGGGGAAGAAAACCAUGGAUGAAGUUUCUUCUUCAGUUUCUUCAUUUAUUGUUAACUUGAUUCAUCAAGGAGUUUCUCUUAACACAACCGGAAGUGUUUACAGAGGUUCUAUAGGGUCAGGAUUUGAAUUUUUCGGAAGUCCAACAGAAAAGGCAAUGCUUUCUUGGGCUGUUCUGGAGAUGAAGAUGGAUAUGGAGGAAAUGAAGAGGAAUUUCACAAUUCUCUUUGUGGAAGCGUUCAAUUCUCAGAAGAAAAAGAGCGGAGUUUUGAUCAAGAAAAAAGAAGAUAACACAGUUUAUGUUCAUUGGAAAGGAGCAGCAGAAAUGAUUUUGGCUAUGUGCUCAAGCUACUAUGAUGCUUCAGGAGUUAUGAAAGAUCUUAAUGGAGAAGAAAGGAUGGAAUUCAAGAAAAUUAUUCAGGGAAUGGCAGCAAGCAGUCUUCGGUGCAUUGCUUUUGCUCACAAACAAGUUGCAGAAACAGAGGAAGAAGAUGUGAAAGAGAAGAAGAAGCUUCAAGAAGAAAACAUGAUCCUGUUGGGACUCGUGGGUAUCAAGGAUCCAUGUCGGCCAGGGGUGAAGAAUGCUGUGGAGGACUGCCAAUAUGCUGGAGUGAACAUCAAGAUGAUUACUGGCGACAAUGUCUUCACAGCAAGAGCUAUUGCCACUGAAUGUGGGAUUCUUCGGCCGGAUCAGGACGUAAAUAGUGCAGCCGUCGUGGAAGGCGAGGAAUUCCGGAACUAUACACCAGAAGAGAGGAUGGAGAAGGUGGAGAAGAUCUGCAUUAUGGCAAGAUCAUCUCCUUUUGACAAACUUCUCAUGGUGCAGUGCUUGAAACAGAAAGGGCAUGUAGUUGCAGUCACUGGAGAUGGUACCAAUGAUGCUCCAGCACUUAAAGAAGCUGACAUUGGAUUGUCAAUGGGGAUUCAGGGGACGGACGUUGCGAAAGAGAGCUCCGAUAUUGUCAUCCUGGAUGACAAAUUCGCUUCCGUGGCCACCGUUUUGAAGUGGGGAAGAUGCGUUUACACCAACAUACAAAAAUUCAUUCAAUUCCAGCUGACAGUAAAUGUUGCUGCUCUGGUGAUCAACUUCGUGGCAGCCAUUUCUGCUGGAGAAGUUCCUUUAACGGCAAGUCAGCUUUUGUGGGUGAACUUGAUCACGGACACAUUGGGUGCUCUGGCUCUAGCUACAGAGAAGCCCACCGAGGAGCUGAUGAAGAAGCCACCUGUUGGCCGCACAGAACCUUUGAUUACCAAUGUCAUGUGGAGGAACCUCCUAGGUCAAGCUCUUUACCAAAUUACAGUACUCCUGACCCUGCAAUUCAAAGGAGAAUUAAUAUUCGAAGUAACUGAAGCCGUGAAUGACACCUUGAUUUUCAACACUUUUGUGCUCUGUCAAGUUUUCAAUGAAUUCAACGCGAGGAAGCUAGACAAGAGGAACGUAUUCAAGGGCAUUCAUAAGAACAAGCUGUUUUUGGGGAUCAUUGGCAUAACCAUUGUUCUUCAAGUUGUGAUGGUGGAGUUCCUAAAGCGAUUUGCAAGUACAGAGAGGCUGAAUUGGGGACAAUGGGGCGCCUGCAUCGCUAUGGCUGCUAUCUCUUGGCCCAUCGGCUGGAUCGUCAAGUGCAUACCGAUUCCAGAGAGACCAAUUUUCAGCUAUCUCAAAUGGAGGAAAUGCACAUCAAAUAGGGGUAGAACCAAAGGAAUCAAUACCGUACCGCCCAUUCCUUCUCAUGUCAUUCUCACAAUUCCAUCGGAAAACAGUUGUUUCAAAAUUGAUGAAACCACUCUCACCGAUACUGUGAAGGAGAAAAAGCUUGAGAAGCUUCAACAAAUUGGCGGAGUGAAUGGGGUGGCUUCUUCCCUGGAAACCAGCCUGGAUAGGGGACUCAAUGGCGGUCCUGAGGACAUUGCUCGCCGACGUGAGGCAUUUGGUUAUAACACCUACAAAAAGCCACCAUCCAAAAGUUUCUUCUAUUUUGUGGUGGAAGCUUUCAAGGGUCUCACAAUUUUGAUCCUGCUCGGCUGUGCCGCGCUUUCUCUUGCUUUUGGCAUCAAGGAGAAUGGAUUGAAAGACGGUUGGUAUGAUGGUGGGAGUAUUUUCGUAGCUGUUUUUCUGGUCAUUGCCGUCUCUGCCAUCGGGAACUACAGACAGAACAGACAGUACGAGGUAUUGUCUAAAGUCAGCAGCAACAUCCAAAUUGAUGUCAUCAGAGGCGGCAGGCGGCAACAGAUUUCAAUAUUUGAUAUCGUGGUAGGAGAUAUUGUUUGCCUGAAAAUCGGAGAUCAAGUUCCAGCAGAUGGGUUAUUCUUGGAUGGACAUUCUUUGCAGAUAGACGAAUCCAGCAUGACAGGGGAGAGCGACCAUGUUGAGGUGAAUUCAAAGCAAAACCCGUUCUUGAUUUCUGGUACCAAGGUGGUUGAUGGGUAUGCUCGGAUGCUUGUCACUUCCUUUGGAAUGAACAUGACUUGGGGCCAGAUGAUGAGCCAACUGACAGGUGACAUCAAGGAGCAGACGCCACUGCAGGUCCAGUUAAACAAGCUAACGUCCACAAUAGGUAAGGUCGGUUUGGCAGUGGCUUUCUCGGCUCUUGUAGUGUUGUUGGUUCGUUACUUCACCGGAAAUACAAGGGAUGAGAAUGGAAGCACAGAGUUCAACGGUAGCAGCGCAAAAUCCAAUGAUAUAAUAAACGCUGUGGUGGGGAUAGUUGCUGCUGCCGUUACCAUCGUCGUUGUUGCUACCGCAGAAGGGCUGCCGUUGGCUGUUACGCUGACUUUGGCUUAUUCAAUGAAGAGAAUGAUGGCGGACCAGGCGAUGGUCCGGAAGCUUUCUGCUUGUGAAACUAUGGGGUCUGCCACCACAAUUUGCACAGACAAAACGGGUACUCUUACACUUAAUCAGAUGAAGGUGACAAAGUUUUGGCUGGGGAAGAAAACCAUGGAUGAAGUUUCUUCUUCAAUUUCUUCAUUUAUUGUUAACUUGAUUCAUCAAGGAGUUUCUCUUCACACAACCGGGAGUGUUUACAGAGGUUCUUUAGGGUCGGGAUUUGAAUUUUUUGGAAGUCCAACGGAAAAGGCAAUUCUUUCUUGGGCUGUUCUGGAGAUGAAGAUGGAUAUGGAGGAAAUGAAGAGGAAUUUCACAAUUCUCUUCGUGGAAGCGUUCAAUUCUCAGAAGAAAAAGAGCGGAGUUUUGAUCAAGAAAAAAGAAGAUAACACAGUUUAUGUUCAUUGGAAAGGAGCAGCAGAAAUGAUUUUGGCUAUGUGCUCAAGCUACUAUGAUGCUUCAGGAGUUAUGAAAGAUCUUAAUGGAGAAGAAAGGAUGGAAUUCAAGAAAAUUAUUCAGGGAAUGGCAGCAAGCGGUCUCCAGUGCAUCGCUUUCGCUCACAAACAAGUUGCAGAAACAGAGGAAGAAGAUGUGGAAGAGAAGAAAAAGCUUGAAGAGGAAAACUUGACCUUGUUGGGACUUGUGGGUAUCAAGGAUCCAUGUCGGCCAGGGGUGAAGAAGGCAGUGGAGGACUGCCAGUGUGCCGGAGUGAACGUCAAGAUGAUUACUGGCGACGAUGUCUUCACAGCAAAAGCUAUUGCCACUGAAUGUGGGAUUCUCCCGCCGGAUCAGGUCGUGGAUAGUGGAGCCAUCAUGGAAGGCGAGGAAUUCCGGAACUGUACACCAGAAGAAAGGAUGGAGAAGGUGGAGAAGAUCCGCAUUAUGGCAAGAUCAUCUCCUUUUGACAAACUUCUUAUGGUGCAGUGCUUGAAACAGAAAGGGCAUGUAGUCGCAGUCACUGGAGAUGGUACCAAUGAUGCUUCAGCACUCAAAGAAGCUGAUAUUGGAUUGUCAAUGGGGAUUCGAGGGACAGAAGUUGCGAAAGAGAGCUCCGAUAUUGUCAUCUUGGAUGACAAAUUUGCUACCGUGGCCACCAUUCUGAAGUGGGGCAGAUGUGUUCACACCAACAUACAGAAAUUCAUUCAAGUCCAACUGACAGUAAAUGUUGCGGCUCUGGUGAUCAACUUCGUGACAGCCAUUUUUGCAGGAAAAGCUCUUUUAACUAUACCUAAGCUUUUGUGGGUGAACUUGAUCAUGGACACAUUGGGUGCUCUGGCUCUAGCCACAGAGAAGCCCACCAAGGAAUUGAUGAAGAAGCCGCCUGUUGGCCGCACAGAGCAAUUGAUUACCAAUAUUAUGUGGAGGAACCUCCUGGCUCAAGCUCUUUACCAAAUUACAAUAGUCCUGACCCUGCAAUUCAAAGGAGAAUCAAUAUUCAGAGUAACUGAAGCCGUGAAUGACACCUUGAUUUUCAACACUUCUGUGCUUUGUCAAGUUUUCAAUGUAUUCAACGCAAGGAAGCUGCAAAAGAAGAAUGUAUUCGAGGGUAUUCAUAAGAACAAGCUGUUUUUAGGGAUGGUCGGAAUGAUCAUUGUCCUUCAAGCGUUGACGGUGGAGCUUCUAAAGCGGUUUGCAGGCACAGAGAGGUUGAAUUGGGGACAAUGGGGCGCCUGCAUCGCCAUUGCUGCUAUAUCUUUGCCCAUUGGCUGGAUCGUUAAGUGCAUACCGGUGCCAGAGAGACCUAUUUUUCAACUAGCUCAAAUGGAAGGAGUACACAUAAUGCUUCAAAAAUUUAUUCAUUCUUUAAAUAUCUGCUUGCAUAUCCUGUGAUUUGUUUUAGAUUUCUCCUUUUUAUGUUUGUGGAUUUUUCUAUUCUGUACUUUUAAAGUACAGGAUAACAUAAUUAAUUUUUAUAAAAAUAUAAAUGUUAACUUUGAUUUAAUUAAUUAAUUAAUUAAUU
Rubroshorea leprosula is the source of this 6300-nucleotide messenger RNA. The record is from the annotation of a GenBank genome assembly. NCBI's taxonomy places the organism in Eukaryota, Viridiplantae, Streptophyta, Magnoliopsida, Malvales, Dipterocarpaceae.